UCUCGGACUGCAGUGGAAACAGACGCAGCUCUGUUCCAAUCAGUGGUAUGCCUAUCCAAAGAAACAUGUCUACAAAUUCAACAAUUGAUCACUGCAGAGUGCCCAAUCAACUCACGUAUGAGACACUCUCCUGGCUGAUGAUGGGAGAGUUCAUGCUGGGUCUGCCUCUUAACCUGUCGGUCCUCUACGUCUUCAUCUUCAGGUAUGAAGAAACUCAUUUUCUCAAGCAUAUCCCUUUACUUGUUUUACUUCAUAGUACAUGUAGAUAAGGGAGGACAGCAAAAAUUCCCAGAAAGCCUUGAAAUAAGGAAUGUAAGAAUUACUUCUAUCUUGGUAACUUGAACUUGGGAACAGGUGUUUACAAGAUGGAAAAUAUUUGAAGCUUUUGGGAGUGAUUCCAAACUCAGUUCUGCAAAAAAAAGUUGGGAUCACACAAGGGUGGUUCAAAAGUCAGGUUGCCUUUCAUCUACUCCUGCUUGAACUUACCUAAACCUUGAAGAUUGACAGCUUUCUGAUAAAGAAGCUGUGGUUAAGCAGACGUAAAAAUGGUCACCGAGUGGAGGUUAGUAUAUCAAUCAAGUCUCGUCUGAAAAAAAUGAGUUAACUGUUUCAGGUAUCAUGACAAAUCCUGUGAUCACCUUUCCCCUGGAUUUUAAACAGUACUCGAAAAUGAAAUGCAGUUUAGGGGAAUUCUGGAUGACUCUUCACUUGAACUCUUCACAGUUACUGUUGAUUUCAAGUGAAGGUAAAUGACAUUGUAUGAAGCAAUAAUAGCUAAAACUGUGCCAGUGUUGAAGUUGUAAAAUCCCUGGUCAUGGAAUAUCUGACCUCCUGUGAUCAAUCCCAGCUGUGUUAUGAGUGAACUAAUAAUUUGUUUUUGCGGUCACUCUUUCUCCUUUCUCAAAGAGUACUCAUGAGUAAAAUCUAAACUCGUAAGCUUGGAAUGAGGUUAGGGAAAGCCUUCAGGGAAGGAAAAACGUUCAACUUGGAGAGCACUAACCUUAGCCUUACACUCGAUGACUGACUUGUGUACAACAUGUUAGUUAGUUGAGGUUUGUGCAUUUCGAAGAAUGGCUCCCAACUGAAUUUUGCAAGAAAAUCAAAUAGAUUACAUCUGGAUCUCAUUGGAGGUCCAGUUGCCCUUUGGCCGGCAGUUACAUCUACUUCCCAAGAAUCCAACUAUUUUCUAACACAAAAGCUUUAUUUUUGGUGAAAUUUCUCAAGAAGUGGUUGUUAAUCUCAAACUGUUACCAUUUCAAGUUGUGUAUUGUGUCUGAAUCAAUUGUGUGUGUGUGUGUGUGUGUGUGUGUGUGGCACUUCUGUAGAGUUGAGCUGUAGAGCCAUCUUGCAUAAAGUUUCAGCUGUAGCUUCACUGAGUUAAAGACAUGUUUUAUGUAUGAAAAAAACAUCAUCCAUUACUACCUUCUCCUUCUUAAACAUCCUCAAAAGUGAAAGGUGGUGUGGUGAGCAAAUUAGCAGAUCCUGUUCAUCUGAAAAUGGUCAAUGACCUCAAGAUGACCCAUCAGCUCAUGAGGAUUAAAGGCCUUCAAAAUGAUUUAACAAUUCAGAUAAUGGUCUGUCUUCUCUGCAAAAAGCUGCAGUAAUGCCAAGUGUUAAAAUAAACACUCUAAAGUUAAAAUACAGCUCCUGCAUAUCAACUUACUGUAACACAGGAGUGCAGAUGCUUCUGACCUACUGUUAGGUGAGCCUUCUGUAGCCUGGACGACUGUUUUCUCUGCCAAAAACUGCAAUUAUUCAAAUGUUCUCAUGCUCGUGGUGUUCAUCCAACUCUCUGACCAAAUCAGGUUUUGUCUGGAAUCAAUAAAAAGAUCUGUUUGGAUAAAUCUUUCCUCACAUCCACUGCAGCUUCAUGACUGUUUAUAGAGAGAAAUCUUUGUAGAUCCCUGCUUAUUCCAGGGAGCCGAGACAAACAGACAGUAUUUACAUCCUGUUUGGAUUCUUACGUGUUGGUGGAGAUGUUGACAAAAACUGUGUAUGAGUGUAGUUAGUGAUGGUCAUGGAUGUGCUCAUACUCUUAUCACUAUAAGUUUGAGCUAUGAAAGUGAUUAUUUUCUUUUCUGUUUUCAUUUCCCAUUUUUUUUGGUUUUGAGGAACCUUUGAAUAACUUGCAACUAUAUAUGAAUUGAAGUUGUCCUUAAAAUGAUUUAGAGGAAGUGUCUUGGGUGCCAAAGGGGGAUCUUUGAUACAGGGAAAAAUUUAGGAUUGAGGAAUUUUUAAUAUAUGGGACAAUAUGCAUUAAUGAACAUUUACAUGUAAAUACAUGAGAUUAUAGCUAAAUGGCUAAUUUCCAUCCCCAGUCACAUUAGCAGGUUGGUGUCAAUACAUAAAACCAAAAAAAACAUCAAUAACAGGAGUGAAACACACAGAGCAUAUCAGCAACAAUAUAGAUGACAUGCAAACCAAACAAUAAUAACAGGCUGAGUGUUGGGGGACCACACACUGAAUCAUAAAGUUCUGGAGUGCUAACUAAAGUGCCAUUGUGCUCAAGUGCUAAAUGCUAAAGUGCACAGUGCUAGCCGCCUGGGAGCUCAGAUCCCCAUCAUAUUGCACAUAGCCCAAUAUUACGCAGAAAAAAGAAAGAAAAAAGUGCCUGUUGUGUGGUACAUUACCCUACUGCCCAAGAUGUAAAGUGCCAGAUUGAAUGAAUAUUGCACAAUACCAAUAGCACACGAUUGUACGUGCAGAUGUGUGAGUAGAUAUUGUAGAAAGCAUACAAAGGCAAUUCCAAGUGCUUUACAGAUGCAAGGAAAUACAUUAAAAAAAAUUAAAAAGGAGAGAUGAAAACAAUUUAAAAAUCCGACAGACAUAGAACGAUUUAAAAUCAAAAAGGAAAAGUGAAGAUGCUAAGCCUCACUGCUUCUUUAAAAAGUGCCACCACUUAAAGCCUUAAAGUGAGGAACUUGUCUCUUUGCAGAUCUUGUCCUGUACAUGUAUAGGAAGUGUGAUAAACAAUCUGCUUCAUCGGCAUGCCAUUACUUGCCUAGUAUGACACCAACCCCCGUGUACUGGGUUUUCAGGCUUAAAGAUUACAGCAAAGAAACUAUCAGACUUGUUGAUGGUCUCAUCAGCCUCUGUAGCUCGUAAAAGACAGUAGAGCAAGUUUUAGUCUGCUUCACAGUUGGCUGAAAACUCCUCACAGGAGCUUUAAUAGCUAUUUCAAUUCAAUUCUUUCCCUGAAGUGCAGAUUGAGCAAGAUUAAGUCAUAAACAUGCUGGAUGUGGAACAUGCCGUGCUGUGGACUAAGAGCCGUGCUGACAGCACUGAGAGGGCUUCCAGCAGGCAAACGCUGACCAGCGUGCAGAGAGCCACUGUUUUCUUUGGCACCAGUGUAUUUUUCCACCAGUGUAAUGUAUGCACUGCAAGUAACAUUAGCAGUUAUGAGAUAGUGAAAAGAUAAAAAAUCAGACUUGCUUACUGCAGGGAAGACUGCAUGAAUUUUUCAUCCGUUUGAUUGAUGAAGCUGUCAAGACUGGAGGCACACAGACAUGUUUGUGGAUUCUGUGUCACUGACUUUACUGCACUUCUGUUUCUUCUUUAUAUUAAAUGACUUUCCUGACAAUGAUGAUAAACUGUCCUGUUGGUUGCUUCCUCUUCAGGUUCAAGUUCUGGAAAAAUAAAAGUAUCUUCCUCUUCAAUAUUGUGGUGGCGGAUUUCUUGCUGGUGGCCUGUCUUCCUGCUAAAGCCUACCAUUACCAUCAUGGUAUGAGACGCAGCAGGGACACUUCAGUGUGCAAGCUGAUGCUCUCCAUGCUGUUUCUUAACCGAGGGGCCAGCAUCGCCUUCCUCAUCACUCUGUCCAUCGAUCGCUACUUUAACGUGGUCCAUCUCGGGCGAAGAAACUUUGUCAAAGUGCUGAAGAAAUCUCCUCAGAUCUCCAUCAUCAUCUGGCUUCUCUUGCUGCCCCUCACCAUCCCUACCAUGGUCCGGACAUUCGAGUGCUGCAACAGCCAUGGGCGGGAAGUGGAGACGCCUUAUCACGAUGUGACAGACACCUUUAGAGAGGUACUGCUGAAGUUAUUUUGAUGCAUUCAUUAAAAUUUCUUCAGGUUUGAAAACACGCUUAAAGGGAUAUUCCGGCACAAAAUUAAUUUAGGGUCAAACACACCACAACACCGAGUUAAACACACCCUCGAGAGAUGAAUGUUGCUGACCACUUGCUUCUCUAGCUAUACCAACUUAAGUCAACCAAAACGCCACUCUAUAGCCACAAAUAAUACUCAGAACAACACCUAACUUCAUCAACCAUAUACACAGAGUCCUAGCCACAGCACUAACCACCAAACAUCUUUUUAACUUUGCCUAAUUUCUUUAGUAAAGAGACUAAACACAACUCACCCACUCUCUUCUAGCAGCUGCUUGUUUGCACAGAGAUCUCAGACGAGUCCAUCACCGACUGCUGUGGGGUGACGCAGCUCAAGGAAGAACAUUUAUGAUCAUUACUUUAUCAUUUCCUUGAAGUAAUAAUCCCAAUAUUAAUCAUUUUGCACUACAGACGCAGUAGUUCUUCUGCCUUAGCGUCUCGGUCUGAUUGCAUUGCCAUGAAGAAAUGAUCAUAAAUGUUCUUCCUUGAGCUGUGUCACCCCGCUGCAGUCGGUGAUAGACUCGUCUAAGGUCUCCGUACAAACAAGCGACUGCUGGAGGAGAGUGGUGAGCUGUAUUUAGUCUCUUUGCUAAAGAAAUCAGGCAAAGCUAAAAAGAUGUUUGCUGGAUGUUUGGUUAGGUGCUGUUCUGAGCAUUAUGUGUGGCAUUUUGGUUGAGGUUUGUGUUUGGCUUCUCAGGCCGCUGUGUAUUGCGAUCCUGCGGUUGAAACUAAAGUUGGUAUAACUCGAAGAGCAAGCGGUCUGCAACAUUCAUCUCUCGAGGGGGUGUCUAAUUCUGUGUUACGGUGUGUUUGACCCUAAAAUAAUUUCACCCCAGAAUAUCCCUUUAAAUUAUACUCAUGGAACCAAUAAUCAAUCUUGUUGCUGAUAACCUUAUUUACUCCUGUGAAAGGAAAUCAGUACAUGAGUGAAACCAUUUCUAUUCCUCACAUUGCCUCUAAAUUUAGGUUCCUUGGUUUAGAUCAAGGUUAGAAAUUACUUUGAGAUUUCACGGAGCAACAACCACCUCUUUAAUGUUCUGCAAAAAUACUGUCCUUGUGUAAAUCAUGAAUGAAGAGGUUAAAGUUUAGUGCCUGUGUCACACGUACAUGUUUCGGCUUAAGGUGACAGCUGAGGAGUUCAGAAAAACAAGAGUUUGAAAACAGAGAUGGCAGCACUUUGUACUUCUAAAUGAGUGCCAUAUUUUGUUGUUAAAUUUUGCUGGUCUGCUCCUAAUCUAAUUCAAAUCAAUUUCCUUCAGGUGGUCUUCUUCACCCAGAUCAUCAUUCCCUUCAUCAUCCUGGUUUACUGCACUGUGCGCAUCGUGAACCGGCUAAGGAAGAAGACGGUGGGGGAAAAGGCCAAACUGCGGAGGGCCGUGUGGGUAGUUAUGUCUGUUGUUGUCGUCUUCUCCAUCUGCUUCCUGCCCUGCACUGUCGCCCGAGCAGUUCUGCUAGGUUUUCGGCUGUGGAAACGGCAAGCGGAGGAGGACAUAGCAGUGCAGGUCUACGAUAGCCUCAUGGUUUUAUCUUACAUCGACUGCCUGCUGGACCCGCUGGUUUACUGCUUCUGUAACUCUGGGUUUAAAGACGCUUAUAUUACCACCUUCUGUCCAAUGAGUAUUCAGAAGAGACUUAUAAAUUCUGACUUUAACUUAGGAACAACAACAACACCUACAGUAUCUGGAACAAGAACCCUUUCUUCACCUAUAAUUGAUAAAUGA
This is a messenger RNA of Xyrichtys novacula (pearly razorfish), 5823 nucleotides long. NCBI's taxonomy places the organism in Eukaryota, Metazoa, Chordata, Actinopteri, Labriformes, Labridae. The record is from the annotation of a GenBank genome assembly.